AUGCGAGCCGUAGAGACAGCGAUCACAAUCAUCAUCGUCGCUGAGGACUCUGCGCUUAUAACGCCAUACUCAAUCAUGGCGCCGGUAGGCUUGAUCCAUAUGCCCAACGAACUUGUUGCCAAAAUCUUAGAUUACACCUCAACGAGCUCACUCAGGCUCUACAUAUCUAUCUUCUACGAUCCAAGACAUCGGAGCAAAGAAGAAAUUCCACACGUGAGCAUAAGAAUAUACAGCUUAGACGCUCUUGUGGUUUCAUUGGAAGAGAACGAGCAUUUACGCGGUCUCGUGGUGGAGGCGAAGCUGAAAUGGGGCCAGCUUCUAGGUGUGAUGGACGCAAACGAGAAGGCAACCACGCGUCUUCUGAGUCUCUUACCCAAUCUGCAAACGCUGCCAUAUUUACUUCACUCACGCGGGAUCAGUGCAGAUCACCUCUCUUCAUAUCUGCAUGCGACAGAGCGGAACACUGGGCAUGCAGCUGCUUGA
Histoplasma capsulatum G186AR is the source of this 483-nucleotide messenger RNA. RefSeq lists its product as uncharacterized. Bases 1 to 483 code for a protein of 160 amino acids. The record is from RefSeq and is a predicted model, not a curated record. Lineage: Eukaryota; Fungi; Ascomycota; Eurotiomycetes; Onygenales; Ajellomycetaceae. The transcript is spliced from 2 exons.